UCGGCGCGGUGGUUCCCCUGUGUCUGCUAGCAUGUAGCUUACUGCUAGCCUUCCUCGCGCUCAUUGAAUGAGAAUCUUGAUUAAUUUAUGUGAUGAUUAGUUAAAAAUAGACCAUUUAAAAUGGCCCUCUCAAUGGAAACGCAGCUACAGAGCAUCUUUGAAGAUGUUGUGAAAACCGAGAUGAUAGAGGAAGCUUUCGCUGGGAUGUUUAUGGACACUCCAGAAGAUGAGAGGACUAAACUAAUCAGCUGUCUGGGAGCCUUCAGACAAUACUGGGGGACACUACCACAGGAGUCUCAUGAACAGUGUGUACAAUGGAUUGUUCGCUUCAUACACAGCCAGCACAGUCCUAAAAGGAUCUCUUUUCUCUAUGAUUGUCUGGCAAUGGCUGUGGAGACCAGUCUGUUAACACCGAGGAUGGUGUGUGUUGCUCUGAUAAGUUCGGACAGUUUGGAGUGGGAAAGGACGCAGCUGUGGGCGCUAACAUUUAAACUGAUUCGCAAGAUCAUUGGAGGGGUGGACUACAAGGGUGUUCGAGACUUGCUUAAAGCUGUACUGGAUAAAAUUCAAACCAUCCCUACUACAGUCAGCUCAGCAAUAGUCCAACAACUUCUGGCUGCAAGAGAGGUUGUGGAAUACAUCCUGGACAGAAAUGCAUGCCUUCUGCCAGCUUACUUUGCCAUCAAUGAAAUCAGAAAAUUAUAUCCAGAGGGGCAGCUAUCACACUGGCUUCUUGGUAGUUUGAUUUCAGACUUUGUGGACAGUUUCAGACCUACAGCAAGGAUCAACUCCAUCUGUGGUCGGUGCAGCUUGUUACCUGUUGUGAACAACAGUGGGGCCAUCUGUAAUUCCUGGAAAUUAGACCCCACCACUCUUCGCUUCCCUCUCAAAGGGAUGCUCCCUUAUGACAAGGACCUGUUUGAACCACAGACCGGCCUCCUUCGUUAUGUGUUAGAGCAACCAUAUUCAAGAGAGAUGGUGUGCAACAUGUUAGGACUCAACAAACAGCAAAAGCAGCGCUGCCCGGUGCUGGAGGAGCAGCUAGUGGACCUUGUGGUGUACGCCAUGGAGCGCUCCGAGACCGAAGAACACUUUGACGCCGAUAUUGGAGGAACAAGCCAGCUACUGUGGCAGCACCUCUCCUCCCAACUCAUCUUCUUUGUGUUGUUUCAGUUUGCAAGCUUCCCACACAUGGUCCUCUCGUUACACCAGAAGCUUGCAGGUAGAGGCCUCAUCAAAGGGAGAGAUCACCUGAUGUGGGUCUUGCUACAGUUCAUAUCAGGAAGUAUUCAGAAGAAUGCCUUAGCCGACUUCUUGCCUGUUAUGAAGCUGUUUGACCUGCUCUACCCUGAAAAAGAGUGCAUACCAGUUCCUGACAUCAACAAACCUCAGUCAACUCAUUCCUUCGCUAUGACCUGUAUUUGGAUCCACCUGAACCGCAAAGCUCAGAACGACAACUCUAAACUGCAGAUACCCAUACCACAUUCUCUGAAACUGCACCACGAGUUUCUUCAACAGUCUCUGCGUAACAAGACUUUGGGCAUGUCCGACUACAAGAUCGCCCUGCUAUGUAACGCCUACAGCACUAACUCUGAGUGCUUCACUCUACCGAUGGGCGUCCUGGUGGAAACGAUCUACGGAAACGGAUCUAUGAGGAUCAACCUACCUGGCACCAACUGCAUUGCAUCAGGAUCAGUCACUCCACUACCCAUGAACCUGCUGGAUUCACUCACAGUGCAUGCAAAGAUGAGUCUGAUCCACAGUAUCGCCACUCGAGUAAUAAAGCUGGCCAGCACCAAAUCUAGCCAGGCCCUGGCUCCUGCACUGGUGGAAACGUACAGCAGACUGUUGGUCUACAUGGAGAUCGAGUCUCUGGGCAUCAAAGGAUUCAUCAGCCAGCUGCUUCCCAACGUGUUUAAGUCUCAUGCGUGGGGAAUUCUUCACACAUUACUGGAGAUGUUCAGCUACAGGAUGCACCACAUCCAACCACACUACCGAGUCCAGCUGCUGAGCCAUCUGCACAGUCUGGCUGCCGUGCCCCAGACCAACCAGAAUCAGCUGCAUCUAUGUGUGGAGAGCACAGCUCUGCGGUUGAUCACAGCUUUGGGGAGUUCAGAGGUGCAGCCCCAAUUUACCCGCUUCCUCAAUGACCCAAAGACAGUUCUGUCAGCAGAGUCUGAAGAGCUGAACCGAGCGCUGAUCCUCACACUGGCCAGAGCUACACAUGUCACUGAUUUCUUCACAGGGUCUGACUCCAUCCAUGGCACCUGGUGUAAAGAAAUCCUUCAGACCAUUAUGAACUUCACGCCUCAUAACUGGGCCUCACACACACUGUCCUGCUUCCCCGCCCCUCUCCAGGCAUUCUUCAAGCAGAACAACGUUCCUCAGGAGUCACGUUUCAACCUGAAAAAGAACGUGGAGGAGGAAUACAGGAAGUGGAAGUCUAUGACCAAUGAGAAUGACAUCAUUACACACUUUUCCAUGCAGGGCUCGCCUCCCCUGUUCCUGUGUCUGCUGUGGAAGAUGCUGCUGGAGACAGACCACAUCAACCAGAUAGGCUUUAGAGCUGUGUCAUGGAAUUUAUCCUUCAGAGUCCUGGAGCGAAUCGGUGCUCGUGCACUCGUGGCUCACGUGCGAACAUUUGCAGACUUUCUUGUCUAUGAGUUCUCCACAUCAGCUGGUGGACCUCAGCUCAACAAAUGCAUUGAAAUGCUGAAUGACAUGGUCUGGAAAUACAACAUUGUCACCCUGGACAGACUCAUUCUGUGUCUGGCGAUGCGUAGCCAUGAGGGCAACGAGGCUCAGGUUUGUUACUUCAUCAUCCAGCUGCUGCUAUUGAAACCCAACGACUUCAGGAACCGAGUCAAUGAUUUUGUUAAGGAGAAUGCCCCUGAGCACUGGCUGCAAAGCGAUUGGCACAACAAGCAUAUGAGCUACCACAAGAAAUACCCCGAGAAGCUGUACUUUGAGGGACUUGCCGACCAAGUCAACCCUCCCAUGCAGCUCCAGUCUCAGUACCUGCCCAUCUACUUUGGCAACGUGUGCCUUCGCUUCCUGCCUGUCUUUGACAUCGUCAUCCAUCGCUUCCUGGAGCUCAUCCCUGUCUCCAAGUCACUGGAGACGCUGCUCGACCAUCUGGGGGGGCUUUACAAGUUCCAUGACCGCCCAGUCACGUACCUGUACAACACACUUCACUAUUAUGAGCGACAUUUGAGAGACAGAACCAAUCUGAAGAGGAAACUGGUUCACGCCAUCAUGUCCUCAUUAAAGGACAAUCGCACACCUGGUUGGUGCCUCAGUGAGACUUACCUGAAGUUUGGCAUGAACCCCCGAGAGGACAAUGUGUGGACUCCUGAUGACACUUACUACUGCAAGCUGAUUGGGCGCCUUGUGGACACCAUGGCUGGAAAGUCCCCUGGUCCUUUCCCCAACUGUGACUGGAGAUUUAACGAGUUCCCCAACCCUGCAGCCCAUGCCCUACAUGUCACCUGUGUGGAGCUCAUGGCUUUGGCUGUUCCUGGCAAAGAUGUGGGCAAUGCUUUGCUCAAUGUUGUGUUGAAAAGCCAACCCCUGGUUCCCAGAGAGAACAUCACAGCCUGGAUGAACGCCAUCGGACUUGUGAUAACUGCUCUUCCUGAGCCUUACUGGAUUGUUCUCCAUGACCGCAUCUUGUCAGUGAUCAGCUCUCCAGCACUGACGUCAGAGACGGAGUGGGCAGGUUAUCCAUUUGCUCUGCUGGACUUCACAGCCUGCCAUCAGAGCUACAGUGAAAUGAACUGCAGCUACGUGCUAGCAUUAGCACACGCUGUGUGGCAUCAUUCAUCCAUUGGACAGCUGUCUCUCAUUCCCAAAUUUCUGUCAGAGACACUGAAGCCCGUUGUCCAGACAGAAUUUCAGUUGCUCUACGUGUAUCACCUGGUAGGACCGUUCCUGCAGCGCUUCCAGCAAGAGAGGACACGAUGCAUGCUGGAGAUUGGUGUUGCCUUCUAUGAGAUGCUCCAGGCGGUGGACCAGCACUGCCAACAUCUGAGCUACAUGGACCCAAUCUGUGACUUCCUCUAUCACAUCAAAUACAUGUACACUGGAGACAGUGUGAAGGAGCAGGUGGAGAAAAUCAUCAUGACUCUACGUCCGGCCAUGAAGCUGCGUCUACGCUUCAUCACCCACAGCAGCCUGACAGAGACCUCAUCAUCAGCUGCCAGUGCCGCUGCAGCAGCUGCUGCUGUUGCAGCUGCUUCCUCUGCCCCCUCCUCCUCUUCCACCACCCCUCAGACCACCACCUCCUCUUCGAUGUCUGCGUCCACUGCUGCCGCCUCACCCUCUUCCUCCCAGCAUGCACACACCCCCAUGUAGGUUAGCACACAGGUGCCAUCAUGGAGUUGGACAUCUACACAGGAUAGCAUCACAGACGUUAUUGUGUUGAGUUUUCAAAACAUUUUGCCACAAUUGUGCUCUACAGAAAGCUGGACGUAUUUUUCAUUGAUGAUUCUUCUGAGUGCACUAUGAACUGUCUUUUUCUAAAACCUCAGCUUGUUACAACAGGCUUAUUUUGUUGUGAAACUAAAGAGUUGACUUUAAAAAUUCAGAGGAAAUCACAUAAAUUGCUUUUGUACUAACAAAGCAGUCCAACCAUAUUGUACAAAGAACAUUUAGAAAGGUCACAUUGACACAACAUGUCUCCUUAGAAGUAAAGCAUAUUUUGAAUGUUUCUGUUAGUAAGUUGUCACUUUUAUACUGUACAUUAUCGUCAAAACAUUAAAAAGAUUUUGAUUAUC
Cheilinus undulatus (humphead wrasse) is the source of this 4775-nucleotide messenger RNA. It is a transcript of the gene med23, whose product is annotated as mediator complex subunit 23. The transcript is spliced from 30 exons. NCBI's taxonomy places the organism in Eukaryota, Metazoa, Chordata, Actinopteri, Labriformes, Labridae. The record is from RefSeq and is a predicted model, not a curated record. Gene Ontology annotation, cellular component: transcription regulator complex; mediator complex. Gene Ontology annotation, biological process: positive regulation of gene expression; regulation of transcription by RNA polymerase II. Bases 121 to 4353 code for a protein of 1410 amino acids.